AGCUGAAUCCAUUUCACUGAGGACACACUGCUCCUAGAGUCCGUCCAGUCCUCGUCUCCUUUCCUCCUGCUGCCAUGGCCAGACGCAAGGCAAAGAAACCUCAAGAAGACGACACCUCCAUAUUGUUGGAGUCAACAGUGUCGCAGUCCAAGAGGAGGAUAAACUCCUAUGUUGCUCCAGCUUUGGUGUUCAUUAUUAUCUUCACAGUCUGUAUAAUGGGGUGGUUUUGUAUACAGCAGCAGUCCAGCCUCGACCAACUGUCAGAGACUUUUACAACAAUGCAGAAGAGAAUCACAAACCUGCAGCAGGUGAUGGAGAUGACGGACUCACAGCUUGACACAGGGUUCGGUUUGGAGGAGAGGAUCUUUGCCCUGGAGGAGGCCCAGAAACAGGCUCAGGAGAAAGCUGAAGUCGCCCUGGCCACGUCAGAGAAGUUAAAGAACUCCGGACACCACUCGCAGCUUUCAGCCCUUCAUGAUGAAAUGGACACUCGACUGACUGAGAUAAAGCAGGUCACCCUGUCUGUCACAGCUCUCCAAGCCAUGUUCAAGAACCAGAGUGAGAAGUUCGAGGCCAUGAAGAAGAGCGUAGUGGCUGGUUUGAGCUCCAGCUCAGCACUGGCUGAAAGUGUUGUUAGGCUGUCCGCUACUGUGUCCAGUGCAUGCUCCAGAAUUGAUAAACAGGUUGCGUCAGUGGAGGCGCUUAAUGCACAAUUAGCAGGACAAGCCUUAGAGCUGAGUGAGCUGAAAGAGUCAAUGCACCUUCAUAAUGUUGCACUUCAUACAAACAACCAGGAGAUGGCUGCAAUAAAGGAGCUUUCUGAAGCUAAGCAGGCCAUGCACGCACAGGCAUUAGAGGAGAUGCUCAGGUCUGUGCAGACGACUCUGGAUGAGCAAUUUUCCACUUCACAGACUACCCACAGCAGCGUCAUGGCUCAGCUGCAGACUUUUCACACCCAGUUGGCGAAUGCUCCUUCCUGGACAGUUAAACGUAAGUCAAAUGAGGAGGACCAAGCAGCAGAAGAGUUAAUCUUCACUACAGCACAGAAUGUCACUGAGGUGCAGGAGAUGAUAGAAGAUGUUGAGGAUGAAGCAGGAGAGGACGCAAAGGAGGAACAGGAGGAGGAGGCCAAGGAGGAGGAGGAGGCUGAGGUGGAGGAGGACGAGGAGGAGGAGGAGGAGGAGGAGCAGGAGUAUGAGGAGGAGGAGGUGGAGGAGGAUGAGGAGGAGGACGAGGAGGAGGCCGAGGAGGAUGAGGAGGAGGAAGAUGAGGAGGAGGACGAGGAGGAGGACAAGGAAGAGGCUGAGGAGGAGGAAGACGAGGAGGAGGAGGAGGAGGAUGAGGACGAGGCUGACGAGGAGGAGGAGGAGGAGGAGGAAGAUGACGAGGAGGAGGAGGAACAGCCACUGGAACAGGAAGUGGAGGGGGGCACUAUAGAGGAGCAGGAAGAUGACACAACUGCAGAAGAGGAGGAAGAAAUUACAGAAGAAGAGCAAGACGAUGAGGAAAUUACAGAACAGAGUGAGGAGCAGGAGGUGGAUGAAAGUGAGGAGGACGGGUAGUUGUAGUUGAAACACUCCAGAAGAUUGAACAUUGAUUGAAGAUUUAACAGUUAGCUGAGGAGAUUGUGAUUUUUAAGUCUUAUUGAAGAUGAAUGGGAACCAUUUUUACAUGCAGCACAUUUUCUCACAAAGUGAUUUGUAAUAUUUGUUUUAUUCUUUUGGGUUUGGUUGUCUGACGCAUAGGCCACAUCCACACUAAUAUGUAUUCAUUUUAAAUUUUGGCACAUUUUCAAAAUUAAUCUCCGCCUAUAGUAAUACGCCAGAAAACACAUGACCAUUCAAGUACCUGCAUGCGCGUACCUGUGUAAACAUUAAGCAGACUGUCUACAGAUAUGGCAGAGAGUAAAACCAGAGAUUUCUUUGCUUGAACCAACAACGAGGUCCAGGGGUUACUGAAAGUUACACAUAAGUACAAGGCAGUCUUUGCAAAGCAAACAGCCUACAGCAACAUAUUAGAACGGUACAAGGAUUAUUAUCCACCACCGCAGGACGCCAUGGCGAUACGAAAGGAGAGCCCACACAAGAGGGAUUAAAGAGUAAAAGGUAUGUAGACCUAGCUGUAAUGUUUUGGCUUGAUCCACCGUGACUGAUAAGACCCAAUCAGGAAGCGUGUGGGUGUCUGCCUCAUCAUUUUAAAGUCAGAUUAAAAUAUAUCCCCAGAGUUUGAAAACUAAAGUGUGGUCAGCAGCGUUUUCAAAGGUCUUUGUUUUAGAGAUUCCAAAAGGCUAAAGGAGUUCAGGCGCUAGGCAUCAACGUACAAUAGAGACAGAGCGCAGGUGCCUCCUUGACAUUAAAGCCUUCAAGCAAACAACAGAAAAAUGCCUAAAAGCCACUGUGUGAUUGGAUGGACUACCAACAUGGUAAAGAACCAAAUAAGUUUGUAUCAUCUGCCAAACUAAAAAACUGAGUCUCCAAGAAGACAAAAGUGGAUACAGGCAUGAGGCAUCAGCAGGAGGCAUUUUACCUGUGUUGUUAGCCCUCAGCUCCCAGUUGGCAUGGUUUUCAAAGUGUGCCGCUGUCUCUAUGCUUAUGUGUCUUAAAAUGAAAAUGUAUUAGUGUGGAUGUAGCCAUUGAUUGUGUCAGGUGAACUUUCCAGCACUAAUAACAUGAAGCAUUUCGUAGAACUUUGAUAGAUAGCUGUGAAGUCUACUUUCAGUCACAUUUUUUAGGGUUUUACUUCUCUUAAUACACACAUGGUCUGGUUAGAAAUUGAUUACAGUUCAUAAAUGUAAGUCUGUCGUCUUAUUUGAAAUAUAAGGUGACAGAAAAAAAUGAAACACAUACAAACAGAGGGUUUCGUGGCCAGACCUGAAAAUGACUGUACAAUAUCUGUUAAAGCAGCAGGUUACUGAUAGUGUUAACAUAAAUGACAUGAUUAUAUAAAGUAAUUUCAACAAACUUUCUAUGGCUCUGUGAAGCAGUGGCAUAUGACAACAACUUUUUUUUAAAUUGAAAUGAAAGCUCUGUAUUGUACACAUUUACAUAUGACAAGAUCAGAGUACGAGAGUAUAAAAUAUCAAUUGUUUUUUACAGUGUGAAUCAGAACAUGAAUGUGACUGUACUUUAAGCUUAUAAUUCAACACAAGAACACAUGUAGUGCCUCUCCAGGAAGUUAUUUAUGGUACCAGUGCACAUGGUGCACACAGGGGUACAUAUGAUUCCACUGGUACAUGCUGUUCUCUUGUCAUGAAGCUCUUUUGUGAAAAGGUUAAAGUAUUAUCUUCAGCCAGCAGGUGGUGCCUGAUAACUCCCAUAAUCAUGAAGAAUAAUCAACAAAUGUGAUAAAAGGAGGGGAUCUGUGAGUGGUUCCUCAUUUUUUUAUACGGGUUAUAAGACAUCUAAAACAGGCAAUUCUAUUUAUAGCAACAUCUGCCUUCCUACUUUAGCCUCAUGUAGACAUGUUGUGUAGACCAGUUACCCCACAGUGACAUCCUGUGUGAUCUGACACUGAUUGAGAGACAACAGCAACCACAUGUUCAGGCUGCAUAUUAAAGACAGUGUGAAUAAACACCCCAGUUGAUUUGUUAAUGGUGAGUUCUAUUUUUCAGUUCAUUUAAUGGGGAGUGAUUCCAUUCAUUUCUCAAAACAACAAAAGGGAGCAUGAUGGCCACGUGGAGACAUAUGUUUAAUGUAGGAAUGUUUCCAGGUGUCAUAAGGCAGACCCUCAUGGGAGGUUUCACUGUUAAUUUUUUUUCUUUUACCAUGACGUCAUCCUUAAAUUUUAUUUCCACAAGUACGUGUUUAGCUUAAAAUAUGGGUAAGAAAUGAAUCAUGUUUGUCCAGCAAUGCAAUAAAAAAACAGCCUU
This is a messenger RNA of Epinephelus moara (kelp grouper), 3868 nucleotides long. RefSeq lists its product as uncharacterized. The record is from RefSeq and is a predicted model, not a curated record. The transcript has 4 exons. NCBI's taxonomy places the organism in Eukaryota, Metazoa, Chordata, Actinopteri, Perciformes, Serranidae. The coding region runs from base 75 to 1562 and encodes 495 amino acids.